Messenger RNA from Micromonas pusilla CCMP1545, 2856 nucleotides. RefSeq lists its product as uncharacterized. Gene Ontology annotation, cellular component: mitochondrial matrix. Bases 1 to 2856 code for a protein of 951 amino acids. The record is from RefSeq and is a predicted model, not a curated record. The transcript is spliced from 5 exons. Gene Ontology annotation, molecular function: metal ion binding; metalloendopeptidase activity. Gene Ontology annotation, biological process: protein processing. Lineage: Eukaryota; Viridiplantae; Chlorophyta; Mamiellophyceae; Mamiellales; Mamiellaceae.
AUGCACUGCGGCGCGGACGACGACAACAACGUCUUCAACGUCGCCUUUCGAACGACGCCGACGGACUCCACGGGCGUCGCGCACAUCCUCGAGCACACCGCGCUGUGCGGCAGCGAACGGUACCCGAUCCGCGAUCCGUUCUUCAACAUGCUGCGACGGUCGCUGUCGACGUUCAUGAACGCGAUGACCGCGUCGGACUACACGUGCUACCCGUUCGCGACGCUGAACACGGUGGAUUACUACAACCUGCUCGGCGUCUACCUCGACGCAGCGUUUUUCCCCAAGCUGACGCGGGAGGAUUUCCUUCAGGCGCGAGGGCCACCGCCUCGAGUUCGCGGACAUGGAGGACCCGAGCUCGGAGCUGAAAUGAAGGGCGCGAUGGGGUCGCAGAGCGCGCGGUUCUCCCGCGCGCUCGGCGCGGAGCUCUUCCCCACGAGCACGUACCAUCACAACAGCGGCGGCGACCCGGUGAACAUUCCCGACCUCACGCACGAUCAGCUGCGCGCGUUCCACGCGCUGCACUACCACCCCUCGAACGCGCGGUUCUUCACGUACGGCGACCUGCCGCUGGAGCAGACGCUGGCGAAGGCGCAAGAGCUCGCGCUCGGCAAGUUCGACGCGAUCGACGUCAGCGCGUUGGACGUGUCGGACGAGCUGAGGCUGUCGGCGCCGAAACGCGUCGUCGUGCCGAUCCCCGCGGAAGCCGUCGUCGCGGACGAGGCGAAGCAGUCCGUCGUCUCCGUGGCGUACCUCCUCGUGAACCAGAUCAAGGAGAAGGGCGCGGACCUGGAGAAUUUCGCGCUGACGGUCGCGUCGGACCUCCUGCUGAGCGGCCCGCAGGCGUACUUCCACGAGAGCCUGCUCGAGUCCGGACUGGGAAGCGGGUUCGCUCCGGGCACCGGGUACAGGUGCGUUCUAUCAAAAACCUCGUUCGCGGUCGGCCUCAAGGGCGUCGCCGCCGAGGACGUCGAGAAGGUGGAGACGAUCGUGGAGGAGACGCUGCGCGCGAUCGCGCAGGACGGGUUCCCGAGAGACCGCGUCGACGCGAUCAUGCAUCAGGUGGAGCUCAGCGCGGCGAGGACGUCGACGCAGUUCGGGUUGGGCGUGGCGUUCGGCGCGAUGGGGACGUGGGUCCACGGCGGCGACGGCAUGCGCCCGCUGCGCACGCCCGCGAUGGCGGCGAUGCUCAACGCCGCGCUGGACGCGGACCCGAAGUUCUGGCAGAAGCUCGUGCGGCGGAGGUUCCUGGACAACCCGCACAAGGUCACCGUCGUCGGCGAGGCGGAUAAGACGUACGACGCGAAGCUCGAGGAGGAAGAGAAGAGGCACGUCGCCGCGAUUCAGGCGGCGCUUGACGACGAGAAGAAGAAGGAGAUCGUCCGCGAGGCGGUCGCGCUCAGGGACAGCCAAGACUCCGUGCAAGACGCGAGCGUGUUGCCGACGUUGAUCGUCUCCGAGGCGGUGCCGCGCGAGAUCACCAAGUGGACGUCGGAGCACGUGAAAACGGCGACGGGGAAGCCGUUACAGCUGGACCUCCAGCCCACGAACGGCAUCACGUACGCGAGCGUCUUGCUCGACGUCACCGACGUCCCGGACCGUCUCGUGCCGUACCUCGACCUGUUCGCCGACUUCAUCACGGAGCUCGGGACGAAAGAGCGCGAUUACAAGCAACUGUCGCAACUGGAGAAGCUCAAGACUGGCGGCGUCGGCGCGGGCGUCGACUCCAUCCUCCCCUUGGACGGCGACGGCCCGCCGCAGAUCGUCUUAUCCAUCUCCGGCAACGCGCUCGAUCGCAACGUCGACGCGAUGUUCGAUCUCAUCGCGGAGGUGGUCACCGGCGCGCGGUGGCGCGGCGAGGAGAAGCAGGUGGGUCUGCUCCUCUCCCGGAGAGCCGCCGCCGCCGCGGGGGGCGUCGCGCAGAACGGGCUCUCGUACGCGAAGGGCUACGCGAACGCGUCCAUCGACGCCGUCAGCGCGCUGGACUAUCGCACCUCGGGGUUGCCGCACGUCGCGAUGCUUCAGAGGCUCGCCGCGGAGAAGGAAGCCGCGGUCGAGGAGGUGGAAGCCGCGCUCGCGGAGAUCGCGUCCAUCGCGCUCGCCUCCGACCGCGUGCUGCGAUGCCGCGUCGCGUGCCAGCCCGGCGCGCCCGCGGAGAGGGCGACGAAAGCGAUGGACGCGCUCCUCGCGGCGAUGCCGGCGAAGGGCGCCGCCGCGAAGAAGGACGAGGCGACGAUGGCGGACGCCCUCGCCGGGUUCGCGCCCGAUCCGUCGAAGGCGUUCGUCGCGGUGCCGACGCAAACCAACUACUGCGCGGCGUCGUUUAAGACGGUGCCGUACGCGCACGAGGACAGCGCGGGUCUGUUCCUCCUCGCACAGGCGAUGUCCACGAGCUUCCUUCACAGGGAACUGCGAGAGAAGGGCGGCGCGUACGGCGGCGGCGCGUCCGCGGCGCCGAUCGAGGGCGUCUUUGCGUUUUCGUCGUACCGAGACCCGAACACGACGGCGACGAUUGAAAAGUUUGUCGAGGCGGCGGAGUGGGCGGCGACGAAAGGGAACCUCACCCCGGCGCUGUUGGAGGAAGCGCACCUGCGCGCGUUCAAGGCGAUCGACGCCCCGGUCGCGCCGCAGUCCAGAGGCGCAUCGAGAUUCACCGCCGGUCUCACGGACGAGUCCAGGCAGCUCUUCCGGAGCCGGCUGUUGGACUGCACCGCGGAGAAGAUGCGAUCGUGCGCGGAGAAAUAUCUCGUCGGGAAGACCGCCGCGCUCGCGAUCGUCGGGUCCCCUGCCGCGGUGGAGAGCGUGAAGGCGGACGGGUGGGACUGCCUCGACGCGGAGGGGAAGCCUCUGAAGGCGUGA